AUGACCCGCAUUGUUGGUCGUGACUUUUCAGCGCAAGCCCACUGGAGGCCGUUCCUCGAUGGCCCCUUCCGCACCUUUGGCGGCUACCAGGCAUUGUCGGGCCGCACCUGCCCGAAGUGCGGGAGCAAUGUGCCUCCGGACUCCCGCUUUUGCUGGAACUGCGGCUUCAAGCUCUCAGAUAACCCUGGUCACGAAGCAGCUCUGCAUCCCGGUGCCUCGCCAGAUGCCUUUCCGCCUCUCAAUGGCUUCUCUCCCUACGCAUCGCCGGCCCCGCUGCCAAUGACGAAGCCGUUGUCCGAAAGCAGGAUUUUGGCAGGUCAGGCAUCGGCAAGUCCGCCUGCAGAGUUGGAGGUCGCGUCGGAUGCAUGCAGAGGUGGCCGAAGUCUUCUACCACUUGCCGUCGUCGGAGAUGUGCCGGGAGAUGGUAAGGCAGACGGUCUCUACCCUGUCGAUGCAGAUCGCCAUGGAGUUCCUGACGUUCUGGAGGAGAUGCGACGGCCUCUUGGUUCCGAAGCCAUGCCAGGCAGCCUGCUUCCCGAGUCUUUCACAAGUCCCCAGCGCCCGGUGGAGGCGUGUAUGUCCCUUCGUAGCGAGACUUGUUUGUUUCCAUGUAUUCAUGUCGCCUAUUACCGGCUGUGA
Symbiodinium necroappetens is the source of this 639-nucleotide messenger RNA. The record is from the annotation of a GenBank genome assembly. Lineage: Eukaryota; Dinophyceae; Suessiales; Symbiodiniaceae.